Messenger RNA from Cynoglossus semilaevis (tongue sole), 4785 nucleotides. It is a transcript of the gene stag1a, whose product is annotated as STAG1 cohesin complex component a. Lineage: Eukaryota; Metazoa; Chordata; Actinopteri; Pleuronectiformes; Cynoglossidae. Gene Ontology annotation, cellular component: chromatin; cohesin complex; nucleus. The transcript has 27 exons. Gene Ontology annotation, molecular function: chromatin binding. Bases 1 to 3321 code for a protein of 1106 amino acids. The record is from RefSeq and is a predicted model, not a curated record. Gene Ontology annotation, biological process: sister chromatid cohesion.
AUGACAGAGGAGUUUGACGAGGACAGUGGAGAUUAUCCCCUCACCAUGCCGGGGCCAAUCUGGAAAAAGUUCCGCUACAACUUCUGUGAGUUCAUCAGCGUUCUGAUCCGCCAGUGUCAGUACAGCAUCAUCUACGACGAGUACAUGAUGGACACGGUCAUCUCCCUGCUCACGGGUCUGUCCGACUCUCAGGUCCGAGCCUUCAGACACACCUCCACACUGGCAGCGAUGAAGCUAAUGACAGCCCUGGUGAACGUGGCUCUGAACCUCAGCAUCCACCAGGACAACACCCAGAGACAGUACGAGGCUGAGAGGAACAAAAUCAUCGGCAAACGAGCCAAUGAAAAGCUGGAACUGCUGCUGCAGAAGAGGAAAGAGCUUCAAGAAAACCAAGAUGAAAUAGAAAACAUGAUGAACUCCAUCUUUAAAGGAAUCUUUGUCCACCGUUACAGGGAUGCAAUUGCCGAGAUCAGAGCCAUCUGUAUCGAGGAGAUCGGUGUUUGGAUGAAGAUGUACAGCGAUGCCUUUCUCAAUGACAGUUACCUGAAGUAUGUGGGCUGGACGCUACAUGAUAGGCAAGGAGAGGUGCGUCUCAAAUGUCUGAAGGCUCUGCAGAACCUGUACACGAACAGAGAACUGUUUCCUAAGCUGGAACUGUUUACCAACCGCUUCAAGGACCGUAUAGUUUCCAUGACGCUGGAUAAGGAAUAUGAUGUUGCUGUGGAGGCCAUCAGACUGGUCACACUCAUCCUGCAGGGCAGUGAAGACGCCUUGUCCAACGAGGACUGUGAGAAUGUCUACCACCUGGUCUACUCUGCCCAUCGGCCAGUGGCUGUCGCGGCUGGAGAAUUCCUACACAGGAAGUUGUUCAGUCGUCAUGAUCCUCAGGCUGAAGAAGCUUUGGCGAAACGCAGAGGGAGAAGCAGUCCCAACGGGAACCUCAUCCGUAUGCUGGUGCUGUUCUUCUUAGAGAGCGAGCUCCAUGAACAUGCAGCCUACCUGGUGGACUCUCUGUGGGAAAGUUCUCAGGAGCUGCUGAAGGACUGGGAGUGUAUGACGGAACUGCUGUUGGAGGAGGCAGUACAGGGAGAGGAGGUGUUGUCAGACCGUCAGGAGAGCGCGCUGAUUGAACUGACAGUGUGCACCAUCCGGCAGGCAGCAGAAGCGCAUCCACCUGUUGGCAGAGGCACUGGUAAAAGGGUUUUGACAGCCAAGGAAAGAAAGACCCAGAUAGAUGAUAAGAACAGACUGACGGAGCACUUCAUCAUGGCUCUGCCCAUGCUGUUGUCCAAGUACCAGGCCGACUCAGAGAAGGUUGCCAACCUGCUGCAGAUCCCACAGUUCUUCGACCUGGACGUGUACAGCGCCGGGCGCAUGGAGAAGCACCUGGACGCUCUGCUGAAGCAGAUCCGUCUGGUGGUGGAGAAGCACAUAGAGAUGGACGUGCUGGAGGCCUGCAGCAAGACCUACAGCAUCCUCUGCUCCGAGGAGUACACCAUCAUGAACCGCGUGGACAUCGCUCGCUCGCAGCUCAUCGACGAGAUGACCGAUCGCUUCUCGCACUCUGUGGAGGACCUGCUGCAGGAGGCUGAGGAGGCAGACGACGAUGACAUCUACAACGUCUUAUCGACUCUGAAGAGACUCACAGCUUUUCACAAUGCUCACGACCUGACGCGGUGGGAUUUAUUUGGCAACUGUUACCGGCUGCUGAAGGCAGGGAUCGAGCAGGGCUCCAUGCCAGAGCAGAUCGCCGUCCAGGCCCUUCAGUGCUCCCACUACUCCAUCCUGUGGCAGCUGGUGAAGAUCACAGAGGGAGCUCCCAGCAAGGACGACUACGAUGCGUUGAGGAGAGUGGUGAAGUCUUUUCUAGCCGUGUGCCAGCAGUGCCUGUCCAACGUCAACACACCAGUCAAAGAACAGGCGUUCAUGCUGCUCUGUGACCUGCUGAUGAUCUUCAGCCACCAGCUGACUUCUGGAGGCAGAGAAGGUCUCCAGCCGCUCGUCUUCAACCCAGACGGCACUCUGCAGAAUGAGCUGCUCAACUUUGUCCUGGACCAUGUUUUUAUUGACCAGGACGAUGAGAGCCAAAGCAUGGAGGGAGACGAGGAGGACGAGGCCAAUAAGAUUGAAGCGCUUCACAAGAGGAGAAACCUGCUGGCAGCUUUCUGUAAACUCAUCAUCUAUGACAUUGUGGACAUGCCCGCUGCUGCGGACAUCUUCAAACACUACAUGAAGUAUUAUAAUGAUUAUGGUGACAUCAUCAAGGAGACGCUAAGCAAGACCAGACAAACGGACAAGAUUCUCUGUGCUAAGACACUCAUCCUCAGUCUGCAGCAGCUGUUCAAUGAGCUGCUGCAGGAUCAGGGUCCAAACCUGGACCGAACGUCGUCUCACGUCAGCGGGAUCAAAGAGUUAGCUCGUCGUUUUGCCCUCACCUUUGGACUGGAUCAAAUCAAGACCAGAGAGGCCGUGGCAACACUGCACAAAGAUGGUAUCGAGUUUGCCUUCAAGUACCAGAAUCCUCGAGGUCCAGAAUUUCCUCCCAUCAACCUGGCCUUCCUGGAGGUCCUGAGUGAAUUCUCAUCCAAACUAAUUCGCCAGGACAAAAAGACAGUCCACUCGUAUCUGGAGAAGUUCAUGUCGGAGUCCAUGUCCGAGCGUCGGGAGGACGUGUGGCUUCCACUGAUCUCCUACAGGAACAGUCUUCUGACAGGAGGAGACGAAGACCACAUGUCUGUCACGUCAGGUUCGAGCAGCAAGACAGGCUCGGUACGCAGCAAGAAGGGACGGCCGCCGCUACACAAGAAACGUAUUGAGGAGGAGAGUAGUGUGGAGGGAUCAUGGCUAAUGCGUAAUGACACCUUACAAACACCAGGGGCACUGCAAACACCCCAGCUCACCUCCACGGUCCUCAGAGAGAACAGACCGGCAGAACACAUGCCAGACCCAGACUCCGAACCUGGAUCAGAGAGCGACUAUGUACACAAUCCUCAGAUGCAGAUGUCGUGGCUCGGUCAGCAGAAGAUGGAGGAGGUGAACAGGAAGGACCGGACGGGGAUGAACUACAUAAAGUCACGCAGCAAUCAGGGCGUCCGACAGACUGUGCGCGGGUUAAUGGAGGACGAUGCAGAGCCAAUCUUCGAGGAUGUGAUGAUGUCAUCACGGGGUCAACUUGAGGAUAUGAAUGAGGAGUUUGAAGACACGAUGGUGAUCGAUCUGCCGCCAUCCAGAAACAGACGGGAAAGAGCGGAAUUAAGACCGGACUUCUUCGACUCUGCAGCAAUGAUUGAGGACGAGUCGGGUUUCAUGCCCAUGUUCUGAUCCAGUAGAAGAAUCCAGAAUCCACAUCAAGGGUAAACCGAAGAGGCGUGGGGUAGAUGUCUGAUCUCCAAGAUCUCCUGCCAGCCAAUCUCUUAAGAAGAAGAAGAAGAAGAAGUAGAAGAAACACAUUUGUUGAAGUACUUUUUCUCAUUCUAAGACACAAAGGAAGGAUUUGGAUUCACUGAGAAAUCUGACACGGCUGGAUCCCACUUUUUGGAUGUGCUGAGGCAUCAGCGUCAGCUCUGUUUCUUCAGAGGAUUCAGAACCUAAUCCAGAUCCUUCACACUGUCCUGCUCCUUUUAUUCUUCCCGGAGAUUGCUCUUCACUUUAGCUGUUCUUCGCAGUAGCUCUGGCGGUGCUCUGGCUCAACCUGCAGCCAGCCAAUGAGUUCUGGGCAGUUUUUAAUGGUUCUCUGUUAAACAGAUGUACAGAUGUUUGAUCGUUUUCCUCUCACGUUCAGCGGCACAGGGCAACAUGAGACACACGCACACUCACUCACACAUCCCCAAAACUCUUUUCUCUUGGUGUCUGAGUUGGAUCGGUCUGCAGUAAAUCCAACACGAAGAGACUUUUGGCACUAAAUGUUCUGUAUCUUUGCUCUAACUAUCACCCACCGACCCUUUAGCCCUCCGUCCCUGUUUGCCCUGUAAGUCUUUGUGCGUGGUGCUGGUGGUGCUGCGUGUACAGUGUUGAUGGUGGUUGAGUAGCUGCGCACAUACACACACACGCGCAUGCGCGGUGGCAUAAGUAUCCUCUUGGGUUGUCAUAGCAUCAGAACAACACUGGCGCCCACAUUCCUGACCUGACCUCAGGCCCCGCCCCCCUCCAGUCUCAGAAGCGUUGUGCACAAACAUUUGCUCACACAAACACACACACACAAACAUUCUGAAAACGGCUUUUUGAAUUAAAAAAAAAGUUUUAAAGACAAUACACAUAUUUUGAAUCCUGUAGUUUUAGUACAAAAGUUUUAAAUCAAGUGUGUUUUUGUUUUUGUCCGAUGUUUGUACAGCUUUUUUCUUCUAUAUGUAUCUCGUUCGUUGCCAAAUUGUGGCCUACAUAUCUACAGUAUAUUCCAGUCCCUGCCGCCCCCCCCCCCGACCCUUGCUCAGAGUGUUCGGUUCAGUGUUACAGCUGUUUGGUUUGUUCACGUCUUGGUUGGUUGUUUUUUUUCCUCCACCUGCCAACAGUGUUUGACUGGUUCAGAGUUUGGGUUUGUCAUCUUCAGUGCAGUGAUAGAUCUUUGUGUCUGACGCCUUUGUUUGAAUGUGUUUUUAAUGUUUCCAGCCACACUUUACACCAGUCACGUACUUUUCUCCAGGUUCUCCUGCUCCUCAGUCGUCCUGUGAGUAUCAGAGACAGUCGGAGUCUUUUCUGCAGUGCAGUCCAAAAUGCUCUAAAAGCCAAUUUUUUUUUUCUGUGAACCUAAUUUCUUUUAUUAAUAAAACAAAUCUGUAUUCGAUUUAA